Molecule: messenger RNA, 1181 nt
Organism: Frankliniella occidentalis (western flower thrips)
Lineage: Eukaryota; Metazoa; Arthropoda; Insecta; Thysanoptera; Thripidae
Exons: 3
Coding region: 350-838 (162 amino acids)
Molecular function (GO): protein binding
Source: RefSeq, a predicted model, not a curated record
GGGGCCCUGUCGGCCAGCCUUGGUCCUGACCCGGCGCCACCGGCUCCAGCCUCGGCUCCAGCGCGGCCGCGGACGGCGGCAUGUUCCGGGGUGCGAGCAGGGCGCUCAGCGAGGCGCUGGUGCUGGAGGCGAGGAGCGCGCUGGGCGAGGACGACCACGGCAGGGCCUCCGCGCUCUGCAGGGAGGCGGUGCAGAGGGCGCACGACGGUACGGCUUAAAAGUUCCUGGCUGACUAUGGAGGACAUUGCUGAGACGCCCGCCCCCUGCAGCGCGGUGCCCGGUGCUCGAGCUGAGGGCGGAGCUCGAGCUGGGCGAGUGUCUGCUCGCCGCCGGCCAGGUGGAGGAGGCCAUGGCCACCUUCAGGACCUUCCUGGCCCUAGCGAAGGUCUCCGACAGCGCCAAGGACAUCGUCACCGCCCACCUCAAGCUGGCCCUGUGUUACCACAGACGGUCGGACAUGGACGGGACGCACGGCGCCCUGCGGGACGCUCGCCGCGCCGCUGAGGAGCUCAAGCAGCCAGAUCUCCUGGCCAAGGCGCACUUUCACCUCGGAGAACACUUUCUGAACACGUCGCGGCCCCAGUACGCGACGACUCAUCUCCACCAGGCCUGCGAGCUGCUUAGUCUCUCGAACAAGGCGGAGGCGGACAGCGCGCGCGCCCUGGCUGGGGUGGCCGGUGGUGAGGCGCCAAACUUUGCCUCGUUAGUACCUACCUUCUCGUCUCCCUGCACACUUGGCGCGCAGGCCUCGAGCUGUGGCCGUCGAUGCUCGCGGCGUUGGGGGAGAGCGGCCCCGAGCAGCCAGACGCACUCCGCCGCCGCCGCCUCCUGGACCUAGUGGCGUGGAAGGACCGGCGCGCGCCCCUCCGACCCAAGGACCCGAAGGACCUCGCCGUGUCGAGGGCCGUGCUUCAGCUGCACCUGCAGGCACCAGGGACAGACGGCGCGGUACGGGAGCGGGCGGCGCAACAGUGUAGUCCGAACGAAACCAGACUCACUGCUUCUCACAAGCUGUCAUGGAUGUUGUUUUAAUGUUUGUGGUCCAGGAUGAAGAGGUAGAGUGUCAGGAGGAGGAAGAAACGGCGCAAGUAUCAAUUGAGGGGGGCCUCAGCGAAAACCGUGACACCGAGCGGAUCGCAAAUGACCAGGAAGGAUAAAAUGAAAGGAGUUAUAAUAUGUCA